AUGGAAUCCUCCAUGGGCCAGCAUGGUGCCUUUCAGCCUGCCCCGCAGGCACAGGCGCAGAAUAAACCAGGGUUAGAGAGCAUAAUGACAAAGCCCAGCGAAUCAACGAAGCUCGAAGGCCUCAAUGAAUUCUUUGAGUACGUUGGUUCGGGUAAAUUGAAAGGCAAGAAGGCACUCAUUACCGGUGGAGACUCCGGGAUUGGACGAUCUGUGGCUGUCUUGAUGGCUAGAGAGGGUGCAGACGUGAGUAUCGUGUAUUUGCCAACAGAACAAUCAGAUGCAGAAACAACCAAGGCCUCAGUGGAAAAGGAACAGAGAUCUUGUCUUCUUAUUCCGGGGGAUCUACGUGAACGAACUAUAUGUCGCCAUGCGGUUGACGAACAUCUCAAGAGAUACGGCACGAUCAACAUACUUGUCAAUAACGCAUCGAAACAGUACAUGUGUGAAGUUUUUGAAAACAUCGAUCUGGACAAAACCGAAGACAUUUUCAGAACAAACAUCGUUCAAAUGAUUGCAAUGGCGAAGUUUGCUCUUCCCCAUAUGAAUCGAGGUGGCUCAAUCAUCAACACAUCAUCUCUCGUGGCUCUGCGUGGGUCCAGCACCAUGAUUGACUAUGCUGCCACAAAAGGAGCCAUUAUAAGUUUCACUAGAGCUUUGGCAUCUUACCUGAUCCCUAGGGGUAUCAGAGUAAAUGCAGUUGCACCUGGGGCAAUAUACACUCCAAUCCAAGUCGAUACCCGAGAUGCGCAACAAAUGGAAGGAUGGGGUCACAAGGUUGGCUUAGGUCGGCCGGGUGAACCGAGCGAGGUUGCAACAAGCUUCAUCUUCUUGGCUAGUGCAGAUGCCUCUCUGUACUAUGGGCAAAUUCUAUGUUGCUAUCCUCUAGGCGACUGA
Penicillium brevicompactum is the source of this 894-nucleotide messenger RNA. Its product is annotated as oxidoreductase, short-chain dehydrogenase/reductase family. Bases 1 to 894 code for a protein of 297 amino acids. Lineage: Eukaryota; Fungi; Ascomycota; Eurotiomycetes; Eurotiales; Aspergillaceae. Gene Ontology annotation, molecular function: oxidoreductase activity. The transcript is spliced from 7 exons. The record is from RefSeq and is a predicted model, not a curated record.